GGAUGAUUGUGCCAGAACCAGAUAUGGAGACGACGACGCGGAAGGCCACGUUCUCGCAGGGCAGCGCGGUCGUCGUGAACGGCCGCCACCAGCACCUGCACAGCGUCUCGUUCGUGCCCCAGUCGCCGCGCGCCGUCGUCGUCUUCCUCCCGUCGACCGGCGAGAGCUGCGGCCGGUAUGCGAGUCUCUUCAAGUUCCUCGCCAGCCACCAGAUCGCAGUCUUCGCUCUCGAACAGAGCCCGGUCAUUGACGACACACUCGUCGACAACUCGCUCUACAAGCACCCGAACCCCGAGCUCAACGUCGAGCGCAUCUCAGCCAACGCCGCCGAGCGCCCAGCACCCAGCGCCUGCUGUGUCCAAAAGUACGUUGACGACGUCCACCACUUUGUACGGGGCAUUGCGCGCCGGCUGGGCGACGCCGACGUCGACUACUUUCUCUGCGGCGUCUUCUAUGGCGGGCUUAUGGCCGCGCACACGGCGAUCGAAGCAGGGUUUCCGUGGCGCGGGCUCAUCAUGACGUCGCCCGACCUCUCGGGCCCGAUUGGGUACCUCGAGUCGAUCACGACCAACUUGUCGGCCAAUCUCGAGAAGGUGCGUGCGCUCAUGCCCCGCCGGCCGUCGUUUGCCAUGUUCCGCCAAAAGCUGAUGCCCAAGCAACUCGACCACAUGGGCAACAACUUUUCGUUCAUUAGCGACCCGACGACGUCGCCCGGCGAGACGGACGAGGAUUUCGAGACGGACGACAUGCACUUGAACGCGGCGCGGGAGCUUGACCACCGCAAGACGAGCUUGAAGCUGCCCGUGCUCAUCCUCAACGGCAAGGCCGACGCCAAAAAGCCGCGCAUCAAAGCCGACCGCUUCGUGCGCCAGAUCGGUGCCAAAGACAAGACCGUGACCGAGUUCAAGGAGCUCUACAACAGCCUCGGCGGUGAUGCGCCAGAGGUGAAUACCGCCGUAUACGAGUGGAUCGUGAGCUACCUUCCGACGGCCAUGACGCCCCAGGACGAUGCACCGGGUCGCCCGUCGACACCUAUGGUGGGUGCGCCGUCAGCGGAGGUCGAGGCAAAGGGCAGUCCCCCGGUCGAGCCCAAGCACGAAGAGACGCAUGAAGAAAAGAUCUUUGUGGCGGCGGCGACAGCGACAGCCGCGGUGACCACCGAGGCACUUGUCGCGGCCGCGAAAACCGCCGAGCCCGAAAUCGUGACGCGAUCGACGCGGCUACCGUCGAUCGCCGAAGCGACGGCGACGGCGUAAUCAAAGCUGGCUUGAGUAGCGACAACGACUAGAUAAUGAAUGAAUGGACAACGUGCUUAAGAAUGGA
Messenger RNA from Saprolegnia diclina VS20, 1323 nucleotides. RefSeq lists its product as hypothetical. Gene Ontology annotation, molecular function: lipase activity. NCBI's taxonomy places the organism in Eukaryota, Oomycota, Saprolegniomycetes, Saprolegniales, Saprolegniaceae. The annotation marks the transcript as partial. The record is from RefSeq and is a predicted model, not a curated record. Gene Ontology annotation, cellular component: membrane. The transcript is spliced from 2 exons.